Pogonomyrmex barbatus (red harvester ant) is the source of this 1318-nucleotide messenger RNA. RefSeq names its product Cyclophilin 40 (gene Cyp40). Gene Ontology annotation, biological process: protein peptidyl-prolyl isomerization; protein folding. The record is from RefSeq and is a predicted model, not a curated record. Gene Ontology annotation, cellular component: cytoplasm. NCBI's taxonomy places the organism in Eukaryota, Metazoa, Arthropoda, Insecta, Hymenoptera, Formicidae. Gene Ontology annotation, molecular function: protein binding; cyclosporin A binding; peptidyl-prolyl cis-trans isomerase activity.
AUAGAAAUGGGCUUAAAAUUAACCGGUUGUUAGAGAAUAACAAGAUGGAAUUAAUCAUGGCGUUGUUUGUCGCGCAGGCAAGGCAAGGUUCGCGAGUUGGUGACGUUCGCUGAUAUUCACGCAGACUCGGAACGGUUUUGACAGACGGGAGAUUCCAGCGUGGCGAUUGUGCGAUCGAAAAGGAAAUAUGAGGUAUUCCGAGAAAAAGGAUGAGCUCGAGGCGCACACCAACAAGGAUAAUCCUUUAGUUUUCCUGGACGUCGCGAUCGACUCCGAGAAAGUGGGAAGAAUUGUCAUAGAACUGUACAAGGAUGUGGUGCCACGGACUGCGGAGAAUUUCCGCGCGUUGUGCACCGGCGAGAAGGGCGCCGGGACGAAGGCCGAGAAGUUACACUACAAAGGAAGCGUCUUCCACAAGGUUGUUUCACAGUUUAUGAUCCAAGGUGGAGAUAUUGUCAAUUUCGACGGUACUGGCGGAGAAAGUAUAUAUGGUCCUUACUUUGAUGAUGAGAACUUCACACUGAAGCACAAUUGUCCUGGACUCCUUAGCAUGGUGAAUGAGGGCAAGUCGAAUACAAACAGUUCCCAAUUUAUUAUUACUGUUCAACCAUCUAUACAUCUGGACAACACUAAUGUAGUAUUUGGAAAAGUUAUAAAAGGCAUGGGUGCAGUAUUAGAAAUCAAUCAAGUGCAGACUGAAAAGGAUAUUCCAAGUGAAAAAAUAAGUAUAGUUGAUUGUGGAGAAUUAAAAAGAAAUGGAUCUUGGGGAUUAGAAGAGAAUGAUGGAUCUGAGGAUAUUUAUACGCCGUGGCCAGAAGACUGGAAUUAUACCAAUCAAGUCAACAAAUUAAGUCACAAGUUUAUGGAAGAAGUAAUAAGAAAAAUAAAAGAUUCCGGAAAUGAGUAUUUCGCAAAGCAGAACUUUGUAGACGCUGGUAGAAAGUAUAAGAAAGCAUUACGGUAUUACUCUUGGAUGAAUCAACAGGAAAACAUGCCAGAUACAUUUUAUGCCUCGCUGAUAGAUCUCAAGUUAGUUUUACUACUUAAUUUAGCAGCUGUACAUAUAAAGCAAAAAAAAUAUCGUCAAGCCAUAGAUCUCUGCGAUGAAGUUCUGCAAAUGGAUAAUACAAAUGGUAAAGCGUUUUUUCGAAGAGCACAAGCUUACAUUCACUUGAACGAAUAUAAAUUAGGAUUAAAAGAUCUUCUUCAGGCGUUCGAUCUGUGUCCUGACAACAAGGCUAUCUUGCAGGAAAUAAAAAAAGUAAAACAGAUGGAAAACUCUUAUUUAAAAUUUGAAAAAAUAACGUAUAGGAAAAUG